AUAACCUUAUAAUCAGUAUGACAUUAAUUGAUUGAUUUAAAGAGAAAAAGAAAUUACAAAAGAGGGAUAACAACAUUUCUGGAAAUAAUCUUCGCGUGAUUACAUUUGAUGGGAUAUCACUGAUCAAUAAUUUUCGAAAAUAACAAAAUGUGAGAAAUGAAAAAUCUUCGCUUUCCUUACGAAACAUUAUUUACAGAAAUUACAAGAACCGAAGAAGACGAGAUAAGAUGAAAGAAAAUAAAUGAAUUACUUGAAUAUUUCCAAAGAAAAGUUUCUGUUUGCUUAUCAAACAAAUCUUUUAAAGAUAUCGUCAGAAAAGAUAUAUCUUUCCUUUGGGUAGAAACACGAAGAAAAGAACUGGUUUUGGUUAAUUUCGUUUUAUUGUUAUUUCUGACUGCAACUUUACUCGUGACAAAGUGUCAAUUACGAAGCAGCUUCAGGGCGAACGCGGUGGCUUCUCGGAUUCGGACACGUCGAGUAUGAGCGGUAAGCUCGAAUACCUGGAAAAGUAUUCGGUAGCGCCUUCUCCAAGCAGAGAUUAUUACGGGUUAAGAGUGUUGGACGACCAGGUGACACUCUAUCUUUGGCGAAUCUCGCACGGUCCUCACAAAACACCCAUCGUACGAACCUCCGGUUUCGUUGAUUUCAAGCAAGACCAUCGAUUGCAGGACGAAAUUCGACGUAUUUUUGGCGAAUAUUUGCUAAAGCACGUAAGAAACAUCACUUCCGGGAGGAAUACCUUAUUGACAUUGCCAAGGUGUCUGAUUAAUAAAUUAAUCAAAUAUCUUUCGGUACAAGACAUCAUCAAAUUAACAUCCCUGUCGCGUGUCUCUAAAGAGAUCUUCGAUGACAAUUGCGUGUGGGAAACACUGUACAAAAAAUACAGACCAUUAACAAGGAAUAGAUACGACAGAUUUAAUACCACGUAUAACUGGAAACAAUUGUUCCAAUUGGCUCAAGCGCAAGAAUCAGCCUACGAUCAAAAAAUGCUCCGAAAUCGCGCAAACGCGAAACAAAGGCCAGCAAACCCGAAAAUUGAAAAUUUACCGAAAGUGAAUGCGAGAUCGGAGAAUUCAUCGAAAGCGUAUCAAAAAAUCGAAAAUCCCACGAAAAUCUCUGGUUCGAGUACUAAACUAACGUCGAAGAUCGUUCCGCCAGAAAAUCAGACGAAGAAAACGGCCGAAGUAUCUCGUAGAAAGAACGCGCAGAACUCUGUUUCAAGAAAAUUGUCCGACAAUCGUCUUAACGAAAUUACAAUCGAUAAAGAAAAAGUAAUCUCAGACAGGAAAACUUCUGCCAUUAAAUCGCUGCAAGUGACCGGACAGAAGAAUAUAAAGGCGCUGAAAGAUUACUCGGUCGCUACCAAGGUCAAUGCCAAAGUGGACAGCAAAGAUUUGAUCGGUAACAAGGUUGCCGAAACAAAGUCAAGCAAAGUUCAGAAUAAAAUGGCUAGGAAGAUCGACACGAAGGCUAGUAGCAUAAGUCUCAAGACGCUAGAGGAGAAAUUAAAUAACGUUAAAUCGAAAAGUUCAACAACACCGAAGGUUAAUAAAACUGAGAAACCAGCUCCGCGUCCGAUCCACGAGGUCCAAGUUAAACCAAAAUCCAGGGGCAAAACGAAGAAAAUCGGUCAUAGCAAGUCUACGAUUCUGAGUACGAGCGCUGAUCUUUUGAACGAUCAUUCUCCUAUUAAGGAUGACAGUUUCGAUCUGGUAGAUUUGAUUCAGGCUAGCUUGAAAAACAUUCGUAGUCCAAGAAGUAUAUUCGAUUAUAGCUUCAGUUGUAUCGAAAAGACGAAAUCUUGCGGCGGUGACACGGCCACGCAAGAGAUUAGUCGCAAGAUGACAGACCAUCCGAGAGCCUUGAAGAGCGGUCAGGUUAAAGCGGCUCUUGAUCGAUUGUCAGAGAAAUCCGAGCCCGUCACCGCGAAAUCGAUAGAUUCUGCCAACAAAGGCGAACUAUCGUACGGAUCCGUCACGCCCAACUAUGCUCUAAUGUCGUCGAAUUCAGAAUUGAAAAAAUCGACAGAGUUAAAUAAGAAUCGUAACGUUAUGGUGCCAGAGGAGAAGGCAGAACAUUUUGAAAGAUAUGGAAUUUAUAACAAAUAUCCAACGCCAAGGCUACCGGAUAAAGAACAGAAGAAGUCGCCUGCUGGAAAGGAAAUGGAUAAGAUGAGCAUUCUACGUUCGCUGGGAAUGAGAAGUUUGCGUGGUAAAAGCGUGAGCUCUAACUCAACGGCUGAGGUAAAUCGAUACGAAUCGAGGAAAACGAUCGAUAACGUUUAUAAGUAUUGAUGUGUGUUCAAUGUCGUUGAUGUUACUCCGGAGAAUAUUUUUUAAAUUGUAACAAUUGUACGUGUAUAUGUUUGGUAAAAUAAAUAUUAGCGAAAGCUAAAAUGCACGUCUAAAAGCAUUGUACCGCGCGAUAAUCUGUCACACGGCAAAUAAUAUGAUUUCAAGACGAGGAAUUUUUAUAAGCGUGUUACGAUAGAAUAGGAAGAAAUUAUGAUUUCUUAUUUAUAAUGCAUUUAACUUGAGAAAUAUUACUAUAUUCGAAGCAAUUGACAUCGAAUCUCACUAAUUAUCUAAAUUG
Molecule: messenger RNA, 2592 nt
Organism: Bombus pyrosoma
Lineage: Eukaryota; Metazoa; Arthropoda; Insecta; Hymenoptera; Apidae
Exons: 5
Coding region: 480-2294 (604 amino acids)
Molecular function (GO): protein binding
Source: RefSeq, a predicted model, not a curated record